Molecule: messenger RNA, 1687 nt
Organism: Ruditapes philippinarum (Manila clam)
Lineage: Eukaryota; Metazoa; Mollusca; Bivalvia; Venerida; Veneridae
Product: target of Myb1 membrane trafficking protein-like
Exons: 15
Coding region: 179-1687 (502 amino acids)
Biological process (GO): signal transduction
Cellular component (GO): membrane; endosome
Molecular function (GO): phosphatidylinositol binding; ubiquitin binding; clathrin binding
Source: RefSeq, a predicted model, not a curated record
AAAAUACUUAUCCUAUUUUUUUCCUUAAAGCACAAUUUAAUUUUGUUUUAACAAAUUUCAUGAAAAAGUCCUAUUUCAUAUAUUGUUAAAAUUAUCAAUUAUAAAAAAAUUUAGGAGGAAUGACCUUGUUUCUUUGCUAAAUUUAGACAACAGAUGCUUGUGACGUCAUGAUUUAAAAAUGGCUGCUCUCUUCGGACACGGGAAUCCUCUUUCAACUCCAGUUGGCCAAUUAAUUGAGAAAUCUACAGAUGGAACUCAGCCAUCGGAAAACUGGGCCUUGUACAUGGAAGUAUGUGACAAAAUUAAUGAAACAGAUGAAGGUCCAAAAGAUGCUGUCAAGGCAUUUAGAAAAAGACUAAACCAGAAUAUGGGCAAAAACCAUACAGCUGUUUUAUACACAUUAACAUGUUUAGAGGCAUGUGUCAAGAAUUGUGGCCGCAGACUUCAUAUCCAAAUAGCCAACAAAGAUUUUCUCAAUGAUAUGGUAAAGGUGAUAGGACCGAAGUAUGAUCCCCCACAAGCGUUACAAGAGAAGGUUCUCAGUAUGAUACAGACAUGGGCAGAUGCAUUCAGAGGGUCACCAGACAUGAAGGAUGUUGAGAAAGUUUACCAAGAUUUAAAAGGAAAAGGCAUAGAAUUCCCAAUGACUGAUUUAGAUAAUCUAGCUCCAAUACACACUCCAGCAAGGACACAAGGUGGUUUUGAUCCAGAACCAAUUACUAGAAGUAGAGGCAGUACCACCAAUAGAGCAUCGUCAGUACGAAACACUGGUCAAGUUAUUUCCCCUGCUCCGGUUCCCGUUGCUGUUCAACCAGUCCGGCGGCCUGGUAUACCGGUUGUUCCAACACCAGAACAGCUGGCAAAGCUGCGUAGUGAACUAGAUGUUGUACAAGGCAAUGUUCGGGUUAUGAGUGAGAUGCUGACAGAAUUAUCUCCAAGCAAUGUUGAUUCUUCAGAUCUAGAAUUAUUACAGGAGUUAAAUAGAACAAACAGACAGAUGCAACAAAGAAUUGUUGAACUGUUAGAUGGUAUACCUAAUGAAGAAGUCACUAAUGAAUUAUUACGUGUUAAUGAUGACCUGAACAAUGUGUUUUUACGAUAUGAAAGAUUUGAGCGUUAUAGAACUGGACAGACUGGUCAGCCCCAGGAAGUUGAGCCUGCAUCAACAGAUUCUGUACAUCCACCAUCGUAUAAUGAUAUUGUACCAGCGCCUGCUAGUGCUGGAAGUACCAAUGUUGGUAAUUUGAUAGAUCUAGGGGAUGACACAACAACUACAACAACACAAGUUGCUGAUCAACUGGCUAAUAUGAAUGUAAAUGGGGCCAACGAUGACUUUGACAUGUUUGCUCAAUCCAGAAAGUCAUUUGACCAAAAUAGAGAAAAUAUGGGGUCUGGUACUAACUAUGUAAAUGAGGAUCAGUUUGGACAAGGUACAGGUGUUGGUCAAGCUGUCAAUAUGAAGGCACAAACACAGGCAACAGAUGAGGAAAUUCUUCAGUCUGGAUUACAAACAAGGAAGUUACAAGACAAAGAGACAGAUUAUGAUGAAAUGGAACAAUGGUUUGAAGCAAAGCAUGAGGAGCAAACAGGGGCAGGAAAAACCUGGAGGAAAACCUAUUUUCCAUUCAGGUCAGUAUUAAAUUACCCCUCCCUUGAUAAAGAAACGAAUUUAGUCCUAAAAGAAUAG